Molecule: messenger RNA, 5858 nt
Organism: Solea solea (common sole)
Lineage: Eukaryota; Metazoa; Chordata; Actinopteri; Pleuronectiformes; Soleidae
Gene: mki67
Product: marker of proliferation Ki-67
Exons: 15
Coding region: 181-5604 (1807 amino acids)
Biological process (GO): regulation of mitotic nuclear division; regulation of chromosome segregation
Cellular component (GO): chromosome; nucleus
Molecular function (GO): protein binding
Source: RefSeq, a predicted model, not a curated record
ACCAUUUACGUUAGCCACUCGUCCACGACCCGCUUAGUUAGCGGCAGGAAGUCAACUGUACUUUUAGUCUGGUAUGAUUUUAUAGUUGAAUAAAAUUCUCUUCGACACGUUCCUGUCGAAGUUUAUGGAUUUAAAGAAGCCGAUGUGUCUUUGAACGGAUUUACAGGUAAAGUAACGAAAAUGCCAUUACAUGGGAAAAUAGUCGUGAUAAAGAGGAGUGGAGGCGAUGGCACCGAGUUUCCUCUCACUGCAACAUGCUUGUUUGGAAGGAAGCCUGACUGUGACAUUCGUAUUCAGCUACCUCAAGUCUCCAAAGAGCAUUGCAGAAUUGACUUGAAUGAAAAUAAAGAGGUCAUUUUGACAAAUAUCAGCUCGGUGAAUCCAACCCGGGUCAAUGGAGAAGUUCUGCAGCAGUCGGAGCGUUUGAAACAUGGAGAUGUGAUAACAAUUAUUGACCGUUCUUUCAGGUUUGAGUAUCCACCAGCACCAACACCUAAGAAGAGGUUUUCUACAGGAUGCAAAACUAAAACCCUUAAAGUUCUUCAAGAGCCACAAGUGGUGGACACUGUCACUGCUGAACCAGGAGAGAAGAGGGUCUCGGAAGUGUUCACAGAUGGAACUAACCAUGGCAACAUCCAACGAUCCCUGGAGAACACAGUGGAGGUGGAGUCCACAGGGGAUAAUAGCCUCCUGCAAAACAAGACCAACUCCCCCUUCAAUGAUCUAUAUCAAAUGAUCAAAAAGUCUCUAGAUGUCAAGACCCCUAUGAAGUCUUCUUCUGUCAGCCUGCUUCAAACACCGACAUCAAGGUUUUGCACUCCAAAACCUGGGUCGGUCAAGAAAAAUGACAAACCUGUCAUUUCUACAGAGGCCAAGAAUACUCCAAUGAAAGAUGACGCCAAAGUCCUUUCUGGAGCUGAUGAAACAAAGGGAGAGGUUGAAAGUGUUGAUAAGGGGACCCCAAAGUCUGUUAAGAAGGAGAGGAGGUCCCUCCAGCUUUCUACUGAGAAUCCUGGUCCUGCAGUGGAAGAAGCUGAUCACGCAACAAAGUCUGAAGCAACUUCACCUCAGAGAAGAAACCGCACAACCCCGCAGAGGUUUACUGUGCAACAGGUCGUCGAACAAGUGUGUGUGCAAACCCCGCCUAAGUCACCAUUGAGGAGGAAAAGCAAGGAGGCCACGCCAGCCAAACCUACAGUGACACAAGAGCCAGAAAUAUCUGCUCCCAGCACACCUCAAACUCAAAGAGUAUCACCACGGAACGUGGCAAAAGCAGAGAAAGCAAAGGAAAUGCCCAAAAAACGCAAAAGCGCUGAACUUGGAGCGGACUUGCACACAUCGCAAAUGAAGAGAAAGCGUGUUUCCUUUGGAGGUCUCUUGAGUCCAGAGUUAUUUGACAAGCGCCUGCCUCCUAACUCUCCAUUACGUAAGGGGGCCGCUCCACGGAGGAGCUUAUGUCUCCCUAAAACCAAGCUGUCACUCCUUAGAAGAGCGUCAGCCAUCGGCCUCGUAAAGGAGAAAAAGGGGACUCCGUCACCUAAAAAGUCACCAAACAACAAAAAUGUAACGCCUGUCAAGAAAACUCCAAAAUCAAGGACCCCAUCACCCAAGGCAGCAUCUCCUGGCAAGAAAACCCCAAAAUCAAGGUCCCCAUCUCCCAAGGCAGCAUCUCCUGGAAAGAAAUCACCAAAAUCCAAGUCACCUUCUCCCAAGGCAGCAUCUCCUGGAAAGAAAUCACCAAAAUCCAAGUCACCUUCUCCCAAGGCAGCAUCUCCUGGAAAGAAAUCACCAAAAUCCAAGUCACCUUCUCCCAAGGCAGCAUCUCCUGGAAAGAAAUCACCAAAAUCCAAGUCGCCUGUUUCCAAGACUCCUGUGAAAAGAGGACGGUCUCCUUCAACCAAAAUUGAAACGCCUAAGACUGCUUCCAUUGUAACACCAGGUGAAACCCCCACAGUGCAAGGGCGCUUCUCUGUGUCGCACAUCACCACUCCCUCUCCAGUUGCCGAAGGUGCCAUUUCUGACCAGAUGCCUUCAGUCCCUGUGACCCCUAAGAUUCCUCUGAACAGGAAGAGCAUGAAGAGCAACGCAAAGAAGACCCCGUCUGUUGCCAAGAGUGCUGUAAAAGUCAUGCGGAGGAGUGGCAUUUCACGGGCAUCAAUGAAGUUCAAAAAUUCCUGGGCAAACAUUGUGAAAUUUGGACAAGUUAAGGCUCAAGUUGCUGCCCCAGCCAAGAAAACGGUCGUCAAAAUAACGACUAAGAAGGCUGUGCCCAAAAUGCAGACACCUGCAAGAAAACUCCAUGGUCAUGUCAGCACUGGGCACGCCAACUCACCUGUGACCAUUGUUGUGGGCAAAGCUCACAAACAAAGCCUUUUGCAACCAACUGGUGCUGCACCAAAAGUGGUCGUCAAUGCUGCCCUCUCAAAAAAGAACAUGAAAAUGGAUGAAGACUUGACUGGCAUUUCUGAAAUGUUUAAAACACCUGUAAAUGAAAAGAAGAGGAAAUCUGUCCUCGAUUGCAGUGCCCCCAAGACCCCAUUGGGAGUUGUUGGCACGUCGGUUGUCGAACCGUCGGUUCUCAACACACCCGAGGAGCCAGGAGAAAUGAUUGUGUCGCCUCUGAGUGUAGCAUCUACAGUGAAAAGCAGAGAAUACAACAGUGAAGCAGUGCAACGCCUCCUAAACGGCGAUGAAGAAUCUAGCUUUGCCCUUGAGAUCUCUGAUUCAGAGACCCAGCCUGAAUCCAGUGAACAGCAGAGUGCAGAAUUGAAGCCGACCACUGUAAUGACCCCAAAACAGAAGCCAGAACAACUGCCGUGUCUCACUGGAGUGAAGAGGAUCAUGAAGACGCCAAGACAGAAGGCCGAGCCUGUUGAAGACCUCAGAGGAAAGCUUCUUGCAACUCCCAAACAGCAGAAGCCUACAGAAAUACAAGAGUGCUUCAGUGGAGUAAAGAGAAUUUUCAGCACCCCACAGCAGGAGCCUGAAGCUGUUGAAGACCUUCAAGGAAAACUCCCAGAAAACACUCCCAAAGCUUUAGAGGCUGGUGAUGUGAGCCUUAUUGUAUCUGAAACAGAAAACAAGAUGAACCAAGAUGUGGAGAGCCACCCAAUGGUGUGUCUUACAGAUGUCGAGAGAGUAAUCGAGGAGCCACAGGACGAUAUACCAGAAGCAACUGAUGAUACUUCUCAUGUCAGCGUGGUAGAAGAAGCUGAUGAAGCUCUGCUGAGUGGAGAUGAGGGUCCAUCAUCUCAUGCCAUGAAAACUGUCUCUCCCACGGCCACCGAUGAUGUAUCUGAGGAACCACCCAAAGUGGAUGCAGCAGUUGAGAAUUUAUUCAACAAUCAACCAGAAAUGGAGAUCACAACUGGUGAAGUCACAGAGAUGGAGGCACCAGUGGAGUCUGAAGUAGCAGAGAAUAAACAAGAGGUGGCUGAACAGCCUGCAGAUCUGGUUGCUCCUGCCCCAGUCAGAAGGGAAAGAGGAAAGAAAACUGAAGCCACAGCACCACCCGCAGUUAGAAAGACGAGAAACGGAAAGAACGCUGAUGUCACAGAGGAAGAAAGUGCCCCCCAGCCUUCUAAAGUUGCAGUUCAGCCGAAAAGGGGAAGAAAUGCCAAAAAAGUUUCUGAUGAUCCAGCUGAAAUGGUGCCAGAGGCUGCUCCUGAAACGCCUAAGAGCAAACAGAUAUCCACAGUAGACGUCAACCUUACUGUAAAUGAUGGUGCAGCACCUGAGGAAAUAGCUGUCUCAAAGCCCAAGAGAGGAAGAAAAACUAAACAACCCGAAGCCACUCGGUCUGUGCCAGAAAAGCAAGAUGAUCCUUGUGCUCACAGUGAUGGUGUUUCCCAAGCUGCCAUUGAUGAAGUUGCACCUGAAGUCUGCACUGACGUGCUGGAGGUUAUGCCCCCAACAACUGAUGAGACCAAAUCAUCAGCAGAUGUCCAGGAGACUGUUCCCCAGGCACCUGAAACCGAGAGCUUACCCCAAGUGGACACUGAAGCAAAUGCAGCCGUUGUCCAGAAAAAAUCUCUUCGCGGUCGCAAAGCAAAAUUGCCAGAAUCCAAACCGGAGGAAACGGACCUUUCAGAAGAGCCUGUUGUCGCUGCUCCGGUAAGAGGAAGAAAAGGGAAGAAAACUGAAGCAACUGCACCACCUGCUGUCAGACAGACGAGAACCAGAAAUGCAAAAUCCCAAGAAAGCACCUGUGAUGAUAAACCUGAAAUUGCCCCAGAGGUAUGUGUGGAACCACAACCCAUGGCUGAGACAUCCCCUGAAGAGGCUCUGGUAAAUAACAAUCAGAAAGAAAGUGAAUCCACUGUUGAAGAAGCUGCUGUGAAGCCCAAGCGAGGGAGGAAAGCUAAACAAACGCCUGUAGAGACAUCUCAACCAGAGAUGGAGAAAACUGAAGUCGUGGCUGAUGAGCAGAUAAUAGCAGAUCCUCCACAGCCCAUUCCCAUUGCUGUAAAGCCCACUAGAGGAAGAAAGGCAAAACCUGAUGCUGUUAAACAAAAUGGAGUUGCAGAAGUGACAGCUGUUACCGAGGAGACCAAGCAGGUGUCUCAACUCCCAGCCAGGGCUAAGAGGGGAAGAAAGGCAAAACUGGAAGAAGAGGAGAAAGAAAUCGAGACUUCUGAUGUACAAGAGCCAGUUAAAAAAUUAAGAAAAAACAUCAAAGUGGAACAAGACAACAUAAAAUCAAUGGGAGAAGAAAUAGUUGAAAUGGCUAUCCCUCUAAAGGCUGAAGCUUCAUCUGUUCCUGAACCACAGGAGAUGAGUGAACAGGUCAUUGUAACUGCAAAACCCAAGAGAGAAAGAAAAUCCAAGCAAUGCACUGAGAGUGAAGCCACUGAGGACCAAGAGGUGCCUGCUGUCAAGUCCACAGAGAAACCUAAACGGGGCAGGAGAGGAAAAGAAACCGCUGAAGUGGAUGUGGCUACUGUUGACGCACCAGAGGCGGAAUCUGACAAUCUGCCAGAGGCUCAAGAGAAAAACGCUGAGCCAGAUGCUCCCGUCAUUAAGACUACUCGGGGAAGAGGGGUGAAAACAUCUGUGAAAAGUGAGGAUUCACAAGUCGUUCCAGCUAAGAGAACGCGCAGAGGUGCCGCUCCUCCUCUUGAGGAUGUCAACCCAGAACCCACUGUCCAGGAUUCAUCAGUUCCAGCAUCAGUCGAACCCGUCAAGAGGGGAAGACGGGUGGCAUCGGCGAAACCCGCAGCAAAGGAAACACAAGUGAGCAGUGACCAGGCAAGUCUUUCUGAAGAUUUAAAUGGUAAGGCUGAAGAAGAAGACGCCAAAAUGACCAAAAGAUCUGUGCGGUGGAAACCGCAAUUGGAAGUCUUUCCAGUCCCAAAAGUAACGCCAGUGAAGUCCGCUCGAGGCAGGAAGUCAAAACUUGUUGAAGCUGAAAGCAAAAUCGAUGCAGACAAAGCUCAAGAUAAGAAUCUCUCGGACGAAGUUGUCGAAGCUCAGCCCAUCAAGAGAGCCAGGCGGGGGGCAAAGGUGGCUGAUGAGUUGGAGUCCUCAAGCACGGUGGAACCUCAGAAAGGUGCUGAAGCCGAGACGCCGCUGAAAACCCGAAGAGGAAGAUCUGCCAAGAAAUAACUUGUAUAUAUAUUCUUAAUCACAAGGACUUUCUUGAUUUAUGUUUUAUAUUUUAAAUUUUAUGGCAUUUAGAGAGUAGUUUUAUAGACCUAUAAUUGAAGCACUCAUUUGUUCCCCCCCCUCUCCUUUGCUUCAAAAUGCAGGGAAUCUUAAUCAUUAUUUUAUGGCAAGUUGUAUGUUGUUAAUUUGUUGGAAUGUGCAACUGUUGUGUUUGUGGUUGGAAAAAAGUGGUUAUUAAAUUUUUUAUAGACAAA